AUGGCCCCUGUCGCCCUAGAAGUGCCAGAUAUUGUGUAUCCCUCCAUAACGGUCUUCAAGGACAAGAGAAGAUCCGAGCAGUAUCAUGACUUUCGGGACGAACUCCAACAGAAAGGAUAUGCCAUUAUCAAAAACGCGAUUCCAAGAGACCGUGCACUCCAAUACAAACAAAAGGCGUUCGACUGGCUGAAUUCUUUCGCCACGGCGCUCGAUCUCAACAAGCCAGAGACAUGGGUUGCUGAAAACCUGCCCGUGAUGAACAGGGUCCGCAUGUUCCAUGCUUAUGGAGUUGUACAUGAGAAAUUCAUGUGGGAGGCGCGCAUGGAACCAGGAGUGUUGGACGCAUUCAGCAAGCUCUGGGGCACAGACGAGCUGCUAGUCAGCUUCGAUUGCCUCAACAUCAAUUUACCCAAUCGACCCGACUUGUCUGCACGCACCCCAUGGCAGCACAUCGACCAAAGCCCCAACAAGCGAGGUCUACAUUGUGUGCAAGGUAUCAUCAAUCUGUGUGCCUCGGGUCCUGACGACGGUGGCCUUGUUGUCUAUCCCGGAUCGCACCUGUUGAACGACGAAUUCUUCGACGCGCACCCAAACAGUGCCCAACAACAGUACGCAAAUGACAUCUACAUAUUCCCCAUAUCUGAGCUGGACUGGUUUGAGCGACGUGGUAUCCGGCCUCACAAAGUCUGUGCAGAACCUGGAGAUCUCCUUCUAUGGGAUUCUCGCACUGUCCAUUACGGUUCCGACUCGACCGAGGCGGGUACGCGCAUUCGUACUGCUAUAUACGCUACAUAUAUGCCGGCUUCUUUGGCAAAUGCGGACCAGCUUACAAAGAAGAAAAUGGUGUUCGAGGAAUUUGGCAGUACCAGUCACUGGCCUUAUGAACACAUCGAGCCUGGUGCGAAGAAGGCAAAGGCCUUACUUCCAGAUGGCUCGAUUGACCCACGGGCUGAGCAUCGUAAGGUGCCCCUUGAGAAGCCAGAAUAUUGUGACAAACUAUUGAAGUUGGCAGGUGUAUUGCCUUAUUAA
Molecule: messenger RNA, 1029 nt
Organism: Penicillium cosmopolitanum
Lineage: Eukaryota; Fungi; Ascomycota; Eurotiomycetes; Eurotiales; Aspergillaceae
Product: phytanoyl-CoA dioxygenase family protein
Exons: 2
Coding region: 1-1029 (342 amino acids)
Source: RefSeq, a predicted model, not a curated record